GGCGGCGGGCGGGGACCCAGGCCGGCGGGACGCGGCGCCCGGCCGGCCCACCGCGCGGGGAGCGGCGGCGAGUAGGCGGCGGCCGGCCGGGCUGGUCCGGGCAGGUCCGGACGGGGAGCCGGAGCCGAGCCGGGACCCGCGCCGGAGCCGAGCGAGGACAGCAGGCCCGGCCCCGCCUCCUCCCCCGCCCUGCGCCCGCCGGUCGCGCCGGAGUUCGGAGCCGCGCCGGGCAGGGCCGCGCCGCCGCCGGUCCUCGGUCCUCGGUCCUCGGUCCGCGGCGAAGCCAGAUCGCGGCUCCCGGGGCCGGGCCGAGCCGGCGCGGCGCAUGGCGGGGCCGCGGGGCGCCCUGCUGGCCUGGUGCCGCCGCCAGUGCGAGGGCUACCGCGGCGUGGACGUCCGCGACCUGAGCGGCUCCUUCCGGGACGGCCUGGCCUUCUGCGCCAUCCUGCACCGGCACCGGCCCGACCUGCUAGAUUUUGAUUCACUUUCCAAGGACAAUGUCUUCGAGAAUAACCGUUUGGCCUUUGAAGUGGCCGAGAAGGAGCUGGGCAUCCCUGCUCUACUGGACCCCAACGACAUGGUCUCCAUGAGGGUCCCCGACUGCCUCAGCAUCAUGACCUACGUGUCCCAGUAUUACAACCACUUCGCCAGCCAUGGCCAAGCCGGUGUCUCACCACCCGGAAAGGGCCUGUCACCCUCCUCCCCGCCAUCCACUCCAGUGGAACCAGAAGAGAGGGCUCAGGGCGAGGAGCUCGCCUCAGGUCACCUGUCGGAGCAGAGCGCCCACCGGACCCCCAGCAGCCUGUGCGCAGCCUGCGGGCAGCACGUGCACCUGGUGCAGCGGUACCUGGCCGAGGGCAAGCUGUACCACCGGCACUGCUUCCGGUGUCGGCAGUGCUCCAGCACCCUCAUCCCCGGGGCCUACCGGGCCGGGCCCGAGGAGGGCACCUUCGUGUGUGCGGAGCACUGUCCCAGGCUGGGCCCGGGGGGGCGGGGGGCCAAGCCCCGGUCCCCACCACAGCCAAAGCGACGGCCGGAAGACGGAAAGGAAGCUGCAGAAGAAGCCAAGGAUGUGGAGGGAGGCGGCCCCAGCCCUAGGGCGGCUGCAGGGGCUGAGGCCCGGCCCCAGAUCCCCACCAAGCCCUGCCUUCUGGACAGACCGCAGGAUCUGGCCAGCCCCCAGGCCGGCCGCCCCAUGCCCGCCCCCAGGAAGACCUUGGAGAGCACAGCCCCGGCGCCCUCUGUGCCCCCGACGCCCGCUGUGCCCCCGACGCCCGCUGUGCCCCCGACACCGCGGCCCCGGUCCAGCCUGCAGCCUGAGAACUCGGUGGAGCAGGGAGGCGGCAGCCUGGUGAAUGGAAGGCUGCACGAGCCCCCCGUCCCCAAGCCGAGAGGGACGCCCAAGCUGUCAGAGAGGACGCCUGCCCCCAGGAAGGACCCUCCCUGGAUUGCACUGGUCCAGGCAGAGCCAAAGAAGAAGCCGGCCCCUCUGCCGCCGAGCAGCAGCCCCCGGCCGCCGAGCCGGGACAGCAGGCGGGUGGAGAAUGGAGGCGAGGAGGUGGCCCCCAGGAGCCCGGCGGCGGCUGGCCUGGAGCCCAAGCCCUACAACCCCUUUGAGGAGGAGGAGGCAGAGGAGGCGGAGGAGCCCCCUGCUGCACCCAGUCUGGCCACCAGCCCUGCCCAGGCCCAGCCGGAGUCCACACCCAAGUCCCUGCACCCCUGGUACGGCAUCACCCCCACCAGCAGCCCCAAGACCAAGAAGCGCCCUGCUCCCCGGGCGCCCAGCGCAUCCCCGCUCGCUCUCCACGCCUCCCGCCUCUCACACUCCGAGCCGCCCUCGGCCACCCCAUCGCCGGCCCUCAGUGUGGAGAGCCUGUCGUCCGAGGGCGCCAGCCAGCCCGCCGGUGGGGACCUCCUGGAGCCGCCGGUUGUGCCCAAGAGCUCCUCAGAGCCUGCUGUCCACGCUCCGGGCACCCCCGGGACCUCUGCCAGCCUCUCCGCUGGCUCCUCCCUGUCCUCCUCGGGGGAGCUGGCGCAGCCCACCCCGGACCGGACACCUCAAGCCAGCCCUGGCCUCGCCCCCAAUACGAGGGGCAGCUCGGGUGCCCAGCCAGCCAAGCCCUGCAGUGGCGCUGCCGCCACCCCGCUCUUGUUGGUGGGAGACAAGGUCCCCGUGCCUUUGCCUGGCACCUCCUCCCCGCAGCUCCAGGUAAAGUCUUCCUGCAAGGAGAAUCCUUUUAACCGGAAGGCGUCGCCCACAGCGUCCCCAGCCCCAAAGAAAGCCACCAAAGGACCCAAGCCAGCGAGGCCACCUGCCCCGGGACACGGCUUCCCGCUCAUCAAGCGCAAGGUCCAGGCUGACCAGUACAUCCCCGAGGAGGACAUCCACCGAGAGGUGGACACCAUCGAGCGCCAGCUGGACGCCCUGGAGCUCCGUGGGGUGCUGCUGGAGGAGAAGCUGCGAGGCGGGGUGAAUGAGGGCCGUGAGGACGACGUGCUGGUGGACUGGUUCAAGCUCAUCCACGAGAAGCACCUGCUGGUGCGGCGGGAGUCCGAGCUCAUCUACGUCUUCAAGCAGCAGAACCUGGAGCAGCGCCAGGCCGACGUGGAGUAUGAGCUCAGGUGCCUCUUCAACAAGCCGGAAAAGGACUGGACAGAGGAGGACCGGGGCCGGGAGAAGGUGCUGAUGCAGGAGGUGGUGACCCUCAUCGAGCAGCGCAAUGCCAUUGUCAACUGCCUGGAUGAGGACCGGCAGAGGGAGGAAGAGGAAGAUAAGAUGUUGGAAGCCAUGAUGAAGAAGAAAGAGUUCCAGAAGGAGGCUGAAUCCGAGGGCAGCAAGAAGGGGAAGUUCAAGAAGGUGAAGGUGCUGAAGCUGCUGGGAAAUAAGCGUGACGCCAAGAGCAAGUCCCCCAGGGACAAGAGCUAACAGCGAGGGGACUGCCACCCCCGCUGGCUCAGCCCUGUCCGGGCCGGGCCGAUGACUCUGAUGCUGUGUCAGACCCAAGGAGCAAGCAGGGUCCAGGGUCCUGGGUCCGGGGAGCGGCAGCGGCCGCACACACCUGCCUCGUCCCGCCCAGCCCGGCCGUGACGGCAGCUCCUGGGUCCGUCCUUCUGGGUCACGUCCAGACGGGAUUCUUCGCUGUUAAAGUUCGGACCUGAGGGUCCUUCCCCCACGAGUUUUGAUGGCGACGACUUUGAUGAUGUGGAGGAGGAUGAAGGACUAGAUGACUUGGAGAAUGCUGAGGAG
Myotis daubentonii (Daubenton's bat) is the source of this 3247-nucleotide messenger RNA. RefSeq names its product MICAL like 1 (gene MICALL1). The record is from RefSeq and is a predicted model, not a curated record. Gene Ontology annotation, molecular function: protein binding. Lineage: Eukaryota; Metazoa; Chordata; Mammalia; Chiroptera; Vespertilionidae.